This is a messenger RNA of Leptopilina heterotoma, 766 nucleotides long. RefSeq names its product histone H3. The transcript is spliced from 2 exons. Bases 337 to 747 code for a protein of 136 amino acids. Gene Ontology annotation, cellular component: nucleosome. Gene Ontology annotation, molecular function: DNA binding; structural constituent of chromatin; protein heterodimerization activity. The record is from RefSeq and is a predicted model, not a curated record. Lineage: Eukaryota; Metazoa; Arthropoda; Insecta; Hymenoptera; Figitidae.
GGCUGUGAAGCAUACAAAUCUCAUCUGGAAAAAGUAUAUAAAACAAGAGCAAAACGACAAAUCAACAAACUUCCUAUAUCACAAUUCAAUGGAAAUCUGGAACAGGACUUCCCCCCCCUGAGGACCAUAGGACAUGAACGAGCAAUAAAUCAAAAUCAAAACCUAUACAAACGCUAUGAAUGGAACAACAACAAGGAUCUCAACUCUAAGCAACAACCAACGAGAAAAAUUGAUGAAGAUUCUUCUACAACUGCCAUCCAAGACAUAUUUGACGUCUUCAAGGAUAUCAACAAAUUAUGCGACUUAGUUGUCCCUCGUACUCUGAACUUCUAAGCAAUGGCUCGUACUAAACAAACCGCGCGUAAAUCCACCGGUGGUAAAGCACCAAGGAAGCAACUCGCCACCAAGGCCGCUCGUAAGAGUGCGCCUGCAACCGGUGGAGUGAAGAAGCCCCAUCGCUACAGGCCCGGAACCGUCGCUCUCCGUGAGAUCCGUCGUUACCAGAAGAGCACCGAGCUCCUCAUCCGCAAACUGCCCUUCCAACGUUUAGUCCGUGAAAUCGCUCAGGACUUCAAGACCGACCUGCGCUUCCAGAGCUCCGCCGUGAUGGCCCUCCAGGAGGCCAGCGAGGCCUACCUCGUCGGUCUCUUUGAAGACACCAACUUGUGCGCCAUCCACGCCAAGAGAGUCACCAUCAUGCCAAAGGACAUCCAGUUGGCCCGUCGCAUCCGAGGAGAACGCGCUUAAUUCUUUCCAUCACCCAAAA